AUGGACAUCGCCGGCUUCUUCUGGUACAACAUGGCGCUGCUCACCGUCCUGGGCAUCGCCAUUAUCACCGCCGGAGUCCUCGGCAUCCUCACCUGCUGCAGAGCCCGCCGCCGUGACGACCUUGCUCGAUCCGCUCUGCCCUGGCUCAAAGCGACAGCCAGCAUGACAAUUCUCUCUCAGCUUUUCUGGCUCAUCGGCAGCGGCCUCCUUAUGAUCUACUAUGCCUUUACUUCUUCGCCUUCUUCUCUCUCGUCGAGUGAGGCCCUGGAGCUCAGGCUCGCCUACCUUAAGAACCUGGCCUCGUUUUUCCGUAAACCUGAAAAUACCGAUUUGUUCAGCAACCCAAUCAUCAGCCCGAUAGCUAUAGGCCAGGUCCAAUGCUUUGCUCUCCUGUUUGAGGUCGUUGCCUCUGCCUUGUUCAUCGCUACCCAGUUCGAGUUCACUCUCGGCCUACAAGCUCUUUCCGAAACAGCCUCCUCUUUGGACACGUCCGCCUCUUCCGUGGACACGACCGCAUCCUCGAUUUCGAGCUUCUUCAAGAUGAAGCCCCGCGUCUGGAGCCUAGCCCCGUUCAUCACCAUCAUGGUCCUCGCCACCGGUCUCUUUGCUGCUCAGCAGGUUUAUGUAACGGGGAGCAGUAUGUCGGCCAACAUAAUCAACGCCUUUGUUUUAGUGGUGUAUAUCGCUCUGGCGCUCGCUGCAAUCGCCUCUCUCGCUUUCACCAUCCUCAAAUCCCGGGGUUUCCCUUACGGUCAUAAAGAGCUUCGAUAUUAUCUGCUUUCUCUCAACUCCAUAACCGUUACUCGUCACAUCUGCACGGUGGUCCUCGCAGGUAUGAGCGGUGGCUACGUUGACGGUCUCUGGAAAGGCCAAUCCGACGGCGCGCCCUUCGUUCGAGUCAUCGCCACGCACCUCCUGUCUACCAUCAGCCUGGGCAUCGCAUAUGGCAUCGCGACGAAGAAGCAUGAGGGGCUUUGGGCGAGCGAAAUAUACCGCCACUACGUCAAAGCUUGA
Molecule: messenger RNA, 1014 nt
Organism: Clonostachys rhizophaga
Lineage: Eukaryota; Fungi; Ascomycota; Sordariomycetes; Hypocreales; Bionectriaceae
Source: the annotation of a GenBank genome assembly